AUGAGAAAUGGAUGGAAUGGGAUCACUGCGACAACGUUGGAGGAGGAGAUUCCGAGUGUUGAAAGAGCUCAAUUAGAUGCGAUGAGGGCAAGUGUUGAGAAUGGACGAUUCGAGAAAGAGAUCAAGCACAAUGAAGAACCAUUCGAUGAAGCGAUUUUUCGUCGACUCAAUGCCAUUCUAAAUCUCUCUUCAUCCCCAAGACGUCUCACUCAAAUCGAUGCGACAAAAAGUGAUCCAUUCCAAUUCAAUCUCUCACUUGAAAAUAUUUGGUUUCAAUGUCCAUGGAGUAAUGAGGUGAUCAUUAGUCCAGAAAAAGCCGAUCGUGAUAAAACAGUGGGGAAUUUGUUGCGAGAUUUCAUCAAUCACUUUUCAAAGUAUCAAAAUGUCGGCAAUUUUUUGGUCAUUGGAAUCACGAUGCUUUCGAUGUACAAUAAAUGCUAUCGGCUUGAUGAUUUGCUGAAGAAAGUCGAGAAUGAUUUCAUCGUUGAGUGCACUGAUGGCGGCUUUUAUCAGUACAUUGGAUUCGAUGAUGCGCUCAUUGAAGAGGCUCUUCUUUAUGGUUAUCGUCAUAAAGCAUUGCCUGGAUUCGACAUUCAUUUUGAGCUUUAUAAAUUUCAUCGAAGUUUAAUCUUUAAGAAAUUCGAUAAACGU
Mesorhabditis belari is the source of this 651-nucleotide messenger RNA. NCBI's taxonomy places the organism in Eukaryota, Metazoa, Nematoda, Chromadorea, Rhabditida, Rhabditidae. The record is from the annotation of a GenBank genome assembly.